Messenger RNA from Lathyrus sativus (Indian pea), 1389 nucleotides. The record is from the annotation of a GenBank genome assembly. Lineage: Eukaryota; Viridiplantae; Streptophyta; Magnoliopsida; Fabales; Fabaceae.
AUGAUGUCUCAGAUUCACUCAUGCUCUUUAAUUGCAACGAUAAUAAUUGUUGUUACAACACAAAUCAUUGAAGGAGUAAAUUCCUUUUCAGAAUUUGAUAAGAUAAGCAGUUUACCUCAGCAGCCAAAAGUAGAAUUCCAGCAAUAUGCUGGUUACAUUACAGUUGAUGAAGUGCAGAACAAAGCUUUGUUUUACUACUUUGUUGAAGCAGAAGUUGAACCGGCUUCUAAACCAUUAGUGCUUUGGUUAAAUGGAGGGCCUGGUUGUUCAUCUGUUGGAGCUGGUGCUUUUGUGGAGCAUGGACCAUUCAAACCAACUAAAAAUGGUCUUAUUAAAAAUGAUUACAGUUGGAACAAAGAGGCAAAUAUGUUGUACUUGGAAUCACCAGCUGGUGUUGGUUUCUCCUACUCCACCAAUGAAUCAUUCUAUGACUUUGUCAAUGAUGAAAUGACAGCAAAGGAUAACCUGGUUUUUCUACAACAGUGGUUCACUAAAUUUCAAGAGUACAAAAACAAUGAUUUCUUUAUCACUGGAGAGAGCUAUGCAGGUCACUAUGCACCUCAACUUGCACAACUCAUUCUUCAAACCAAAAGCAAAAUCAAUCUCAAAGGAAUAGCAAUAGGGAAUCCUCUUCUUGAAUUCAACACAGAUUUCAACUCAAGAGCUGAGUUUAUCUGGUCUCAUGGACUGAUAUCAGAUUCAACCUAUGAAGCCUUUACAAAGAUAUGCAACUAUUCCCAAAUUAGAAGACAAUAUCAACAUGGAGCACUUAGUCCCAUUUGUGCAAGAGUGAAUAGACUAGUCUCAACGGAGAUUAGUAGAUAUAUCGAUUCGUAUGAUGUUACUCUUGAUGUCUGUCUUCCAUCCUUAAAUCAACAGGCAUAUAGGCUGACUCAACUGCAAGAGGGAGAUAAGAUAGAUGUUUGUGUGGAAGAUGAAUCAUUCAAAUACUUGAAUAGAAAAGAAGUUCAAGAAGCUCUCCAUGCUAAGCUUGUAGGGAUCAUCACCACAUGGUUCACUUGUAGUGAAGUUCUCAAAUAUGAUAUGCAAAAUCUAGAGAUUCCAACUAUAUCGAUUCUAGGGACACUCGUUAAAUCAGGUGUAAGAGUUCUAGUAUACAGCGGAGAUCAAGAUUCGGUUAUACCUUUAACCGGGACGCGUUCUUUAGUAAAUGGAUUAGCCAAGGACAUUGGGUUGAACACAACAGAGACCUAUAGAGCUUGGUUUAAGGAAAGACAGGUAGGUGGAUGGACACAAGUAUAUGGUAGUAACAUUUUAUCAUUUGCAACCAUAAGAGGAGCAGCUCACGAGGCUCCAUUUUCACAACCAAGGAGAUCAUUGGUGUUGUUUAAGGCAUUUUUGGAAGGAAAAUCACUUCCAACUAUAUAG